AUGUCCAAACCCCUCGUCACCCACAUCUACACAGCCGACCCUUCUGCACACGUCUUCAACAACAAACUCUACAUCUACCCCAGCCACGACCGUGAAACAGAAAUCCAAUUCAACGACAAUGGCGACCAAUACGACAUGGCCGACUACCACGUCCUCUCCAUGGACAGCAUCACCAGCCCUGCAACCGACCAUGGCGUCGUCCUCCGCGACAAAGACAUUCCCUGGGUCUCAAAGCAACUCUGGGCACCAGAUGCUGCGACAAAAAAUAAUAAAUUCUACCUCUUCUUCCCAGCCCGCGAUCAAAAAGGCAUUUUCCGCAUCGGCGUGGCUAUCUCGUCCUCCCCGGAAGGUCCCUUCGUCCCGCAGGAUAAUUAUAUCCAGGGCUCCUACAGCAUUGAUCCUGCUGUCUUCGUUGAUGAGGAAGCUGGCGGUGAGGCGUAUCUCUAUGUUGGCGGGAUUUGGGGUGGACAGUUGCAGUGUUGGGUUGAGGGGAAGAAGGAUGCUGGAGGUGCAGAUGCGGAAUGGGUUGAUGGGGAUGAAAGUGGUGUUGAUGGACGGAAGAAGAGACUUGUUUUCGAUGAAAGUAUGUCUGGUCCCCAGGAGCCAACUGGAGAGGGUGUUAGGGCGCUUUGUCCGCGUGUUGCGUUGUUGAAGGAUAAUAUGCUGGAGCUUGCAUCGUCGGUUAAGGAGGUUGUUAUUCUUGCUCCUGAGACCGGAGAGCCUUUGUUAGCGGAUGACCAUGAGAGGAGGUUCUUUGAGGCCGCUUGGGUGCAUCGCUACCAGGGGACGUAUUAUUUCUCUUACUCGACUGGUGAUACGCAUUUCUUGGCUUAUGCCACGGGGGCAUCACCUUGGGGUCCGUUUACUUACCGCGGACGCAUUUUGAAUCCUGUGCUUGGGUGGACGACGCAUCAUUCGAUUGUUGAAUUCCAGGGGAAGUGGUACUUGUUUUAUCAUGACUGUGAGCUUUCCAAAGGAGUUAGUCAUUUGAGGUCAGUCAAGGUUAGAGAGAUUGUUUAUGAUGACGAAGGGGCUAUUCAUCUUGCCGAGGAACAGAUUUCUAUGGAAUAG
Penicillium vulpinum is the source of this 1071-nucleotide messenger RNA. RefSeq names its product glycoside hydrolase family 43 protein. NCBI's taxonomy places the organism in Eukaryota, Fungi, Ascomycota, Eurotiomycetes, Eurotiales, Aspergillaceae. The transcript has a single exon. Gene Ontology annotation, molecular function: hydrolase activity, hydrolyzing O-glycosyl compounds. Bases 1 to 1071 code for a protein of 356 amino acids. Gene Ontology annotation, biological process: carbohydrate metabolic process. The record is from RefSeq and is a predicted model, not a curated record.